AUGGACGUCCGCCUGUACCCCUCGGCGCCCGCGGUGGGCGCACGGCCAGGGCCCGAGCCAGCCGCCUUGGCGCACCUGGACUAUUACCACUGCGGCAAGUUUGAUGGUGACAGCGCCUACGUGGGGAUGAGUGACGGAAACCCAGAGCUCCUGUCGGCCAGUCAGACCUAUAACAGCCAGAGCGAGACCAACGAAGACUAUGAGAUCCCCCCAAUAACACCUCCCAACCUCCCUGAGCCAUCUCUCCUGCAUUUGGGGGACCACGAAGCCGGCUACCACUCGCUGUGCCACGGCCUCACACCCAACGGUCUGCUCCCUGCCUACUCCUACCAGGCCAUGGACCUCCCGGCCAUCAUGGUGUCCAAUAUGCUGGCCCAGGACAGCCACCUGCUGUCAGGCCAACUGCCCACGAUCCAGGAGAUGGUCCACUCGGAGGUUGCUGCCUACGACUCAGGCCGGCCAGGGCCCCUGCUGGGCCGCCCGGGGAUGCUGGCCAGUCACAUGAGCGCCCUCAGCCAAUCCCAGCUCAUUUCUCAGAUGGGCAUCCGGAGCGGCAUCACCCACAGCUCCCCAUCACCCCCAGGGAGCAAGUCAGCGACCCCCUCUCCCUCCAGUUCAACCCAGGAGGAGGAGUCGGAAGCACAUUUCAAGAUCUCGGGAGAGAAGAGACCCUCAGCUGACCCAGGAAAAAAGGCCAAGAACCCAAAGAAGAAGAAGAAGAAGGACCCCAAUGAGCCCCAGAAGCCGGUGUCGGCAUACGCGCUGUUCUUCAGAGACACUCAGGCUGCCAUCAAGGGACAGAACCCCAGCGCUACCUUUGGUGACGUGUCCAAAAUCGUGGCCUCCAUGUGGGACAGCUUGGGAGAGGAGCAGAAGCAGGCCUAUAAGAGGAAGACGGAAGCUGCUAAGAAGGAGUAUCUAAAGGCUCUGGCAGCCUACAGGGCCAGCCUCGUCUCCAAGAGUUCCCCAGACCAGUGUGAGACCAAGAGCACUCAAGCGAACCCUCCAGCCAAAAUGCUCCCGCCCAAGCAGCCCAUGUACGCCAUGCCAGGUCUGGCCUCCUUCCUGACGCCAUCGGACCUUCAGGCCUUCCGCAGUGGGGCCUCUCCCGCCAGCCUCGCCCGGACACUGGGCUCCAAGUCACUGCUGCCAGGCCUCAGCGCAUCUUCCCCACCGCCGCCGCCCUCCUUCUCACUCAGCCCCCCUCUGCACCAGCAGCUGCCACUGCCCCACCAUGCACAGGGUACCCUCCUCAGCCCACCUGUUAGCAUGUCCCCGGCUCCCCAGCCUCCCGUCCUGCCCACCCCCAUGGCACUCCAAGUGCAGCUGGCUAUGAGCCACUCGCCCUCAGGGCCACAGGACUUCCCUCACAUCUCUGAGUUCCCCAGUGGUUCGGGGUCCCGCUCACCUGGCCCAUCCAACCCCACAAGCAGUGGGGACUGGGACAGCAGUUACCCCAGCGGGGAGUGUGGCAUCAGCACUUGCAGGUCAGUCCUCACCCAUCCCACCCUUGGCACUGCCUUUGCCCUGUUGAUGCUUGGAGAGUGGGAAUCGGAAUGGCAGCGGGGUGGCGAAAAGGCCAGGGGCGAUUUGGACCUGGUGAGGCCCUGCAAGUCACUGCCAGCUCUGCUGGGGUUCCUCUUGGGCACUGGAUGCUAAAGGUAUCCAGGAGAUGGAUGCAGAGCAAAGUGAGGCCUCCUGGGGCUGGUCUGAUUCCAGGGCUUAUUUGGGAAAAUGAGGGUGGUCUUCUGUCUUACCUUUUUUCCUUCCACCUUCCUCCCCCCGCCCCCCACAAAUGCUUCCAUGUGACAUCCACUGAAAGGCUUUGUGUCUUAGGUUUCCUGGAAGCAGGGUCUGAGGCAGGGAUUCGGUGCACUUGAUGAUGUGUUGAGGGAGUGCUCUCGGGAGAUGGGGAAGGAGGGCAGCAGGACAGGGCAAAGGAGGGAGCUAAGCAAGGGCGUGGUCUCAGCUAGAGGCCUCCUUCCACCUGAGUCUAUGGGGAGCUCUGGAGCAUGAUUGGUACCACAGAGUUGGUCCCACCUUGAUGUCAGAGAGCUGCCUUUUUGUACCCUGUGCCAGUCAGCCAUUGGCUGUGGGCUGCCCCUGGGGGAGUAUAGUCCCUGGACAAGGCAGUUCCAUUCAGGCAAGGGCAGUGGUCUGGAGAAGUGGCAGCUGGGCAUGCAAUGAAGGAAAGCUGGGGGCAACACCAGCAGUGUUCAGUGCACCCAGAAGGGACCAGGCAUCUAACCCAAGGAAUCCCAAACUUUAAAGGUAUCCUCCACUCUGCUCUGCAGCCCGCCAUCCUCACUAGACACUAGACUCCAGCACUGCAGGGCUCCUCCCUGGUAUUCCUGUGGGCUCAGGCCUCUGGGCCUUUCUCCUUGUCUGCACACUUAGCCUUGAACCCAGGCUCCGUCCUCAAGGAAGCUUGAUCUGUGUGAUCCCUCCUGCUUCCUGUAAUUGAGGGAGAGUGACUUUCAUUUCAGCCAACAGAAGGGGAAACACAGAGUGGAGGAGCCACAUGUGCUCCUUAACCUGCCUGCUUCGCCCCUCUCCCUCGGCAAGACUCAGUCCUUGGCCACACCUGGGAAAGGUAGUGCUGAGCAGCCGCCUCCCAGAAACAGCUCCAUACCACCAAAGGCUGAGCAUUAGUGAUUGUUGGAUGGAUGGGUGGCCAGCCACCCCUGCCCCAACGGUCAGCCUUCAAGCACAGGGACCCUCGGUGCCAAGGCCACCAGUUCAGCAUCGGUUCAGGCAGCUCCUGGGUGCAGAGCAGUCAAGCGUGGCCAUGCCCCCGUCUCUGACAAGCCUGGUGAGAGAUCAGCACUGUGGGCACUCAGCUCAGCAGAAAUCCCCUUCCCCACACCCCAAGUGGGUACAGACCCUGCUACCCUACCCCUUUCCCUUCUCUACAAUUUCUCCCCAAAGUAUGGGAGUCUUUAGUGGACCUCGUAGACUCUCAGAACUUCCUGAGGCCAGCCCUUUGCCCUCAGCUUCACUUUCCCCACGUGGAGAAGAGACCACAGCACUGCCCUAUGUGAAAAACAUAGAAAGUGCCUGCCACCUUGAAUUUUGUAUAAGAUUUACAACUGGAAGCACCGUGAUUACAUGAUUACAGACGGAUAUAAGCGUGGUGGUGUGUUGGAAUGGGUAUGGAUGAGGGGCAGAUGUGCUAAGGACUGGGUGGGUCCUUCUAGGAUGCCAGGAGGGGUGUUUGGUUCUGCUUAGUAGAGAGUUGGGAAUAGACCUGUCCCGUGUCCCUCAGUCCUUGUCCAGAGGGACAGCAGAAUCCAGGGCAUGGGGAACAGGACUAGAGUGCAGGGCCGGGUGCCUCCUAGGCACUGUGUUAGGCCCCCAAGGGCCAGGCAGCUCAGAGGACCGGCUGUGACAGCCCCUCCUCUCUCUGCAGCCUGCUCCCCAGGGACAAAUCUCUCUACCUCACCUAAUGCUGCCUCCCUCCUGCCCCCUUGCUGAGGCUCGCUGGAGGGCGCUGCUCAGAGCUUGAGGGGCUGACUGCAGAAAAGAGGCCUUGGCGCAGGCAGCAGGGUGAGCAAGAGAGCCGUGACACACCCAUGCCCGGGGCUGAGUCCCCUCCGUCAUCUCCCACUGGACUCUCCAGAGGCAGCCCUUGCCCACCGCCGGCCCACAGAACCUGCAGGAACCUUCUGCCCGACCUGCUUGCUCCAGAGUAGCUGUGGACCGCACUCCUCCUCGUCCACGCCCUGCACUCCGCUCCGCCAUCCGUCAGUCCAGACGUCUGGACCGGCCCCAGCUCUCGUGGGCCACCCCCAGUUGGCUCAGUUACCAACAGAAGCCCACCUCCAGGGCAUGGGGCGGGGACCGGCCCAGCCCUGGACGCGCAAAUCCAACGAUACAGCGUGAACAAAAGAUUCUGAAACCUGUGAACUGUGGGCUCCGUGUAAGUAGUUGACUAAGUGUUUUAGAACUGUGCUGAAGACAUCUGUAAGAUUAUUUUGUCGGGGAAAAAGUAGUUUCCUUUCAGGUAAAAAGCAUUUUAUAUGCCCCUUAGUACUUUUUUUUUUUUUUUUUACAUUUUAUCUGAAGGAAGACGUGCACAAAGGCACUACCACCCGUUCCUAUCUGUACAGCGAGCCCUGGGUGAUUUACGACCACACGCUGAGUGUUGCUCUUUUUUUUUUUUUUAGCCAUAUGUCCAUCUAUUUAAAAUUGCCAACGACGACUUUUGUCUAUUUAUGAAGAAAAAUGGAGAACAAAACUACCGUUUAGCAUAACGUGUGCGUGGCUUUUUGUUUGGGGGUUUUGGUUUUUCGGCUUAAGUUUUUAAUGUUGUUUGCAGCUGUUUCCUGGCCCUGGCAAUGUCUGUCUCGGUGCCCAGUGCUUCUCUCAAAUUCCUUUAUAAUAAAACUUAUGAAAAGUUGGA
Messenger RNA from Loxodonta africana (African savanna elephant), 4402 nucleotides. RefSeq names its product TOX high mobility group box family member 2 (gene TOX2). The record is from RefSeq and is a predicted model, not a curated record. The transcript is spliced from 8 exons. Gene Ontology annotation, cellular component: nucleus. Gene Ontology annotation, biological process: regulation of transcription by RNA polymerase II. Bases 1 to 1659 code for a protein of 552 amino acids. NCBI's taxonomy places the organism in Eukaryota, Metazoa, Chordata, Mammalia, Proboscidea, Elephantidae. Gene Ontology annotation, molecular function: chromatin DNA binding.